Molecule: messenger RNA, 3376 nt
Organism: Pygocentrus nattereri (red-bellied piranha)
Lineage: Eukaryota; Metazoa; Chordata; Actinopteri; Characiformes; Serrasalmidae
Exons: 10
Coding region: 453-1361 (302 amino acids)
Source: RefSeq, a predicted model, not a curated record
CUAAUCCCAUCAGAAGUAUCUGAAAUAUAAGAAACAUGCUCCUAAUGGUAGUUUUGACCGGAAGUGAAAGGUGGUGUUUGGCUUUUGCGCAGUGUUGUAAAUGGGAAGAAGGUACUUUUGAUAUAUUCGAGUAUCAACUAACAGUGGUACCUGCUUGUAGAUCAUGCUUUACAUGCACAGUCUACUUAACUGAGAUUUGUAUAUUUAAGUAAACAGUGGGGAAAAGGGGUUGAUAAUGUAUAUCAGUACUUAUGAUUAUUCUGUAUUGUAUAAAUGACCUUGGUGUGUUAACACCACAAGCAUACAUUCAUAAUGUCUGCGAUAAAACACAGAAGUGGGAAAGUGAGGGGAUUAUUUAAUCCUGAAGCAGGGCCCCUGAAAAAGGAAGUGAUGCGCAGCUUUAUCGAGUGUAAGUACCAGUUCAGAAAUGAGCAGCCGGACGUAUAGUAAACAUGUCAGCUGGAGAAGGUGGAGGAGUAGUUCUCACGCCUCUAUGCCAAGGCUUUCUGAAGAAGAGAAAAGACAAAAUGAGGCUGAGGUGGGUGACCUAUUGGUUCAAACUUCACAACACAACUCUCUUCUUCUACACUAAGAAAAAUGGAUCCACUUCAGACCUUAGGGGACAGUAUUACCUGUUUGAGGUCGAGUCAGUGCAUGAGGUGAUGCAGACUGAGAACAAGCGCUACCUUUUUGAGAUCACCAUGAAAAACGGGAAGAGGAAAGUUCUGGCUGCAGACACAGCAGAUCUCAGACAAGAGUGGAUUUGCCAGCUUUGGAAAGCCAUGAAACAUCCUGGGCUGAACAGGCCUGUGCUGACCUCUAACUGGAGUGUUUUGUCAGACUCUAAGCGGAGAGCUCAUAGCAGCCCAUGCAACAGCAACAGCAGUAUCAGCUGCAGUCGCCCAAACUCAGAGAUCAGUGUCGGAAGGCCUUACUCCACCAUCACCUAUCACUGGACCUCCAGCGAUCACUCUCAGCCUCUUAAUCAAUACACGACCCUGAACACGUACACUUCUCUUGGCUUGGCAGACACAAAGAGCAACUGGUAUCCAGAAGAUAAACUGGAGCAGAACGCAGAGAAGAUUGAACCUGAGAGUGAUUAUGACAUCCUACCAGCUCACAAACCCUUGAAUUAUGAAGAGGCCAUUUAUGAUACACCUCCAUCCAACCGGCGAACCAGUGGACGAGAUCGUGAAAUGACUGACAGCAUCUAUGAUGUCCCAAAGUCCAUAUUUAGGCAAAAUGAUGGUGAAGAGAGGCCCAUGAGUGGGGCGCUGCUUAUUGACAUGAUGGCCUGUUUGGGGGAAGACUCUGCAGACUUAGUCAGAGCAGCUGCCCCAAGUGCCAUUUGUAAACCCUAACAGUGCGAAUCAUUUCAACACACCAAAAGCCCACUUGCCAACCAGCAUUUAUCAUUCUUUUGGACAACAAAACUAUAUGUUGCUGUAUGUCACUGGACUUAAUUUUGCAUUGUUUUUCUAUUCUUGGUAUUGCCUGGCAUUAUCUACUAUUAUUUUUCCUAAUACAAUAUGAAAGCAUUAAUACUGUAUUUACUGAGCUGAAUUACAUAAAUAUGGUGUAUUUGCCACUUUUAGAGGCUCAUGGGUCACGCAAUGUACUGUCAUUGUUUUGAUUGAUCAGUCGAUCCCACAGUGGCAACACUGCCCUCUUCUGGCCUAAAAUUACAAGUGCGCUAAAAACCACAGAAUUGAAAUGUUCCUUAGGAGCACUUUAGUUCUAUAAUUACAGACUGUUGCCCAUCUGUUUCUCUGCAUACUUUGAACAGGGUGAAAUGGGGCUAAUAGUCAGGACCACCACAGGGCAGGUGUUUGGCUGGUACAAGUGGAUCAGACACAGCAGCGCAGUUUUUAAAAUGAGACCCGCUCUGUGGUGGUCCUAAGACAGUAUACAGAGAAAUGGCCUACAGUCUAUAACUGUGGAAAUAAGAUACACCUACAUGGUGAGCGGAUCUGAUAAAAAUGGACUAUGUGCAGAUACAAAGAACAAAUUAAAGAAUUUUUUUUUACGUGUAGAUUAAGAUGAAAAUAACGCUGUGAGAUUCUUUACUCAGUUUUGUUUUUUUUUUUUACAUCUUGACUACACAUUUGAUCUGGUUUAAAAAGAUGCACUAUAGAACUUUGCCACUGCCACAAAUUUCAUGAUUGUUUCUAUCACUGGUAAAUUAAAGAGUAUGUUGUUGUCCUAUCAGAACGAUGAAAAAAAAAUUUUGAAAAGAAAUGGGAGAUGCAUUAUCAGCACAGCAGCUAUCCUUUAUAUUGUGACCAUCUGAUGGUGAAUGGACCAACAGGAAUGUACAUCAGAAAUAAAAUUGUGUUACAUAACCUUACAUUGAAAGCACAUUUGCCUUUUCCUGCAGAGUUAUAAAUUUAGAGAUACAUGGUUCUGUUAGGAUAGACAUUUUUUCUUCUCACUGAGAAGAGCAGUACAGAAUACAUGCAAUGAUAAAAAUCUGAUAAAAGAGAAAAAGCAUGUUUCCUUUGGAUUAUAUAUACACACACAAACUUAUUACAAAAACCACCACCACCGAAAACUACACUCUAAAUGAAAGUAUGUACAGUGUGAAAUGCCCAUGGAAAUCUGACAGGACAGAAAAAGCACAAAGAAGAGAAACCUGACAAGGUCACAAUAUAAACAUGACAAGUUUUAAAAAUUCAGAGCAACAUCUACGAUUUCCACAAAUUCCAUCAGGUCACUGUGAUGUUCCACAGAGGGUUGUGAGUCGGGUCUGUGGAAGAAAAAGGGACAAUGAUUUACAUGUUUGAGGGGGAAAAAAAAAAAAAAAAAAAAAAAAAAAAAGUCCUCCCAGUAUGAAGGCAUACCUGCAGCUGUCUGAUACUGCGUACUGCCUUAUCAUCCAGUUGGCGUAGAUCAACAGUAUCCAUCUCACUAGCCAGCAGCUGAAUACACUGAAAACAGAAAAGAAGCUGAAAUUUCUUGCUGGUUUUUGAUGGAAUGAAAAAACAAAUGACACUUUCAUAUUCAGAAAGUACUUUCCAUGUAGAAAACUUAUUUUAUAUUUCUACACAUUGCGACUGAUAAAUCAUGUCAUUACACAAACAGAGCACAACUAACCUCUCCAUUGCCCAGAGGGACAUUGAUGACAAUGUCCUCAGUGCAUCCAGCGAUAGGAGAGCCGUUUACAGAGAUGCUGUACACCUUCUCUUUGUGACGAGGAACUCUCAGUGCAGGAGUCUUGGGCAACCUGGCGGAGGAGAAAAGGACAUUAUGUUCACAUCCUUAGCCUUACUGCUUGGUUCCAAGUCAUUUCUUUCUGCCUUGUUCCUUUAUAAGCGACUCAUCUGGUAUUAUUGUGAACAUGUCUGCAUGUUUUCUAAAUAAAAGGUGGCAAGCACGA